GGCGUUAUUUGGUUGUAUACGGUGGUAAAAGUGGCGAAAGAGAGAAUUUUGUAACUUAAAUCUGAAAUUGGAGAAGGAAAUCGUAAGACAAACUAUUAAAAUUUGAAAUGCUGAAGAAGAAUAACAAGAAUUUCAGGAAAAGAAGCUUUCAAGAAGACGACGAAGAUGAUCCAGCCGCCAAAUCAGACGAUGAAGUAGACAGACGGUUGGCGUUAGAGGAAGUGAAAUUCCUGCAGAAACAGAGGGAGAGGAAAUCAGGAAUCCCUGCAAUACCUGCUGUGCAAACCGGAGGCGCCGUCGUUAAAGUUACCGAAAAGGCCGAUGCAGAUGGAGAAAAGGAAGAGCUCGUGCUUCAGGACACCUUCGCUCAAGAAACCGCCUUCCUUGUUGAGGAUCCAAACAUGAUAAAAUAUGUAGAACAAGAGUUGGCUAAGAAAAGAGGAAGGAACAUGAAUGAGAAAAAUGAAGUUGAGAAUGAUUUAGCUCGGGCUGAAGAUGAAUUGUACAAAAUUCCCGAGCAUCUUAAAGUGAAGAAACGGAAUUCUAAAGAAAGUUCUACGCAGUGGACUACUGGGAUUGCCGAAGUUCAGCUGCCUAUUGAAUUCAAGUUAAGAAAUAUAGAGGAAACCGAGGCUGCCAAAAAGCUUCUACAGGAAAAGCGGCUCAUGGGACGGGCAAAAUCAGAAGUUAACAUCCCAUCAAGUUACAGUGCCGAUUACUUCCAGAGGGGCAGAGAUUACGCCGAAAAACUUAGAAGAGAAAAUCCCGAGCUGUACAAGGACAGAGGCUCAAAGGAUGACAAUGCUGGCCCCAAACAGACUGAUGCGAGCAAUGAUGCAGCGGGAAGUAGGCAAGCUGCAACCGAUCAGUUCAUGCUAGAGCGCUUCCGGAAACGAGAACGUCAACGAGUAAAGCGGCGAUAACAUAGCAACUCUAGCAGCGUAUCAGAGAACUUUCAGGUUCCAUUUCAUAUGAUUGGCUGCAAUGCUACUUGUGAAUGUUUGUACCAUCGUAACUUUUCAUGAUGAUUGAGAUACUGCUCUUUUUGUAACUGGGUAUUCUUAAAUACUGUAAACAUAUUUGAAAUGCUUUUGAAUUUUUUUUUUGGUUACGGAUAACAAUGAAUAAGUUUUUG
This is a messenger RNA of Hibiscus syriacus, 1135 nucleotides long. RefSeq names its product protein COP1 SUPPRESSOR 2-like. The coding region runs from base 108 to 923 and encodes 271 amino acids. The transcript is spliced from 6 exons. Gene Ontology annotation, cellular component: spliceosomal complex. Gene Ontology annotation, biological process: mRNA splicing, via spliceosome. Lineage: Eukaryota; Viridiplantae; Streptophyta; Magnoliopsida; Malvales; Malvaceae. The record is from RefSeq and is a predicted model, not a curated record.